GGUGGAAUAAUCUCAGUGGGGCUGUGACGCGGCAAGACAAGAUUGGGAAAGAACCUUCCGCGUAAAAGUGUUAUCUUAUUUUAAAUAUGCGAUUUUAUUAAAAGAAAUAGAAGGCCUUAAGCUUGACUUGGAAACCCAGAAAAAGGGAAAAAAGAAACAAGCUUUAACUCCUUCACAACCAAUAAUGACAUAACAGCUAAGCAACCUUCUUUUCUUCAACCUGAUCCCUCAACCUCAAUUAUCCUGGGGUUACGUUGAUUUGGAUCUUCUCCUACGUUACCGUAAUUAUUAUUUAAAUCUCUUCGUUAAUGUAUAUAUACAAAAGCUGUGGCUGCCUUAUGCUGAAAGACCGUAUCGAUCCUCGAUACUCGAAAUCGUGACGAUCCAUUUUUUUUCUACCUAUGCGACAACACCACGAACGAACGAACAAACAGACAAACAAACAAAUCCAAUCUUCCCGAUACAACGAGAGCUGUCGCGUAAUACAAAUUUGCUAGCCGACGUACUACAUCUAUCUUCAGGAACCUAACACCAUUCCGCCCGAGUCAUGUUCGGGUUUGGCCUGCAAGAUCUAACUUAUUAGAUCCAGCCCGUCGGAAUGCUCUCACAUCUCCGCUUUCAUAGACGGGGUCCGUCCAAUCCCUCAUCUCCCGUACCCGAAACCGGCCCUUGGGAUGCUGCUGCCCUUCAACCAACCCAGCUGGUCCCUGACGAUGGCGUUCCGGCUCCCGAUAUUCGACCACGAUCCGCUACCUCUGUACCCUUUACUCAUGGACAUGGCCAGCCUCCGUCUCAGCCAGCGCUACCUCAAUCCCAACACCCCUUACAGAAUAGGCAACCACCAACUUUGCCACCAAUUACCGGAAUCUCCUCAGCCGAGUUAGACCUAACGAUUGACUUGGAAAAAUUUGAGCACAAGCCGCGCGAAGAACUUAAGCAUUUAUCGCGGUCGUCUUACAACGGGGAUAGUGGAUUUAUCGGUGGACUAGCUUUGCAAAAUUACCGUCGGGAACAAGAAGCGCUGAAACCAGGCUCAUUGGACAGGAACGCAAACCGCGCUUCGGAUUCUCCUUCGUUCGGCACCUAUGCUGGCACAGCCAAUUUUCCGAGUCGCCCCGCGCCACCGACUAAGCCCGUCAAGGCUGCUUCUUCGUUCGUCCCACCCGGCUCUCUGCAGAAUGCAAAUACGACAAGUAAACGACUGCAAGGUACUAGGAUGGUAUCCGAUUCACAGGCUUCCCAUGGUCAAGAUGCCCCAAGGGCGAAAAAGAGCCUCCCUUUUCUGAAAAAUCCCAUGUCGACGUUGCUUCUACGGAGAAAGACUAGCCAGAAUGUACCAGAUCUCACGCUGCCAUUACGUGGUCAAGAUGAAGAACCUUUAUACGAUCCUCGAAUCAGAGGGACACGGGUCCAUGACUUUAGCGCUCCGCGGCCGAGAAAGGUUAUACCGAAUAGCGAACUAGUAAAUUCGGGAGUCGAACGGCCUCGUCAGGAUGUUGUCUCACCUCCCACAGAACAUAAUUCACCCGUUAUAGGAGUGCCUCCAGUUCCUCCUAAGGACGGCAAUUCUCAGUCCACUCGAUCAUCCUCAACAAAUUCUCGGACUGUAUCGGUAGAUGCUACCUCGUUACAGAAGAGCCAAGACUCGGUGGAUAGCCGCUCUAAUGUUGGAUCCAAAAAUGGACGAUAUAGCCAGAGGAGAACGAAUUCGAUUCCUCCUUCGUUGAAAUCGUUAAAAUCGUUAUCCCGCAAUGUUUCAGAGGCUUCCAGCAGGGAUGUCCUGUCAUCCGUGCCUAAACAUAUGAAAAGUACCUCUUCACGGUUUAGUUUUGAUAUGAUCGGUGCUGCAAAGCAGGAGAAGCUAUUGGAAGAACGACAUCGGCAGCGACAACAAGACAAGAGAACAGACGAACCUCCCCAUCAGCGAGAUUCUCGUUUCGAUGAUUUUGAUGAAGAUGCAUUUGACUAUGAUGCAAUGGAUUAUGAUGAUGGACUCGAAGAACGUAUACCGGGUGUUAAUGCUGACCUGGACGAAGAAGACGUUGACGGUGUAGAUGAUCCGGAUAAUGAUCAGGAAAAUUUUGCGGGUUUCACUUUUCAGAGAUCUAAUCCUGUGUCAGUGUUAGCGAGUCCCCAUGGCACCGGCAUUUCACGUACCUCAGGGGAUGCAAUUAAUAGUAUCAGUGGCUAUGUAAUGACUCAAGAGCUGCCUGGUGUCCCACGGCCAUUGAGUGUUUCUAUGGAAAGUCCAGGGGAAGCUCCCGUAAAGGAGGCGUCAGAACAAAAUACACCGACGGGACUGGGCAUCCAAGGACUCGAAACUGUCAAGGAAAUGUCUGAACAGUUACCAUUUCCACAACAGCAACAAGGAGAAACGACACGGCAGCUCUCUAAAGACGACGAGCUUUAUUUUAACGAUGGUCUUAUACACGAUUUUGAUGGGGAGGGAGAUGGUUCGGCGUUUGAUGAGUCUAUAUUCGACCUUGAGGAUACAGAUCGAUAUGGUCGACCAAUUCCGGGGUUGUUCGCCAAUGCGCUAUCGCAGAGGAAAGCCGCUGAAGAGGCAAAGAAGCGAGAAUCUGAUAUGACUUCUAGUUUGUCGGCACCAUCUGAUUAUUCACAAUCGACUGCGCAUACCUCGCUCAGUACCGAUCUCCAGUCGAAACCGACAGAAUCCGAGCCUAUUUUAGAAACACAGCAACUUGCGGAAGAGCGUAAAUCAUCGGUUUUUAGCCUGGAUGCUACAGAGCAAGACCAAGUAGCAGCUUAUCAGGCCGCCCUGGCAGCCGCUGCUCAUCAAGCUGCUGCUUCAGGGAAAUUUCGAAGAGAUUCGUCUCCUCCACCACCAACCGAGCUUACGAUCACGUCUCCAACGACACCCGCAUCCACCCACGCAGAGAAUCUCGAUGAUUAUGAAUACGAUGAUGGACUCUCCACAGGACUGGAUGACUAUGAACUUGAUGAUGACGAUAUUAUUGCGGAAGCGAACGCCAGCGCUCUUGCUAACGACUCGGAUGGCUGGUACGGACAAGAGUUUGGAUUUUAUUCCGCACCGGCACCGUUGCAUAGUCAUCAUAAUUCCAAUGCGCUUAGCGAAAAGAACCUAUACCAAUAUUCUCACGGGGGUUAUUUUGGUCCUAGCGGUAUCAAUCGAAGUACCUCAGGUCGCAUUGUCUCACGCGAGCCGAACUUAACACCCAUCACAGAGCGCUCCGAGUAUUCUAAUCGAAACUCACUCAUGAGCUUAGGCAUGUCUCAAAGCGCAAACGCCAACGGGCCCCUUCAGAGUCCCGGCCUAGCUCAGCUAGCUAUGAUGGCAGAUGAUGAUGAUAUGUCACUAUCAGCUCUACUUCGUCUACGCUCCAAAGCCUGGGGUGGCUCUCAAGUGUCACUUGUAAGCUCACGUGAGGGCUCACCCAAUGACAGAAACGGUGCUGCCAGCCCAUGGGGUCAAGAUCAUGGUAUCGCAGGCUCACAUGGACGUAAAAACUCUGCCUUUUCUAUCUUCAGUCAGGACUCAGCCGGAGCAGGUAGCGGCUCAGGAAGCCCCACGCUGACUAUGUCCAUGCCUGGUAUACCUAACAGCUCUAUUCCGCCUAUCACUGCGUCUUCUAACUCUAACCUGACUCUCACAACAUGCUCUUCUAGCUUACCAAUUUUCUCCCCCUUGCAACCUUCAUCAGUUUGCCCACCCGUGUUUGAGGAUGAAGAGUCGAGUCCGUUCGACGAGAGGAAGACUGACAUUGUGAGCCCAAGCCUAUCAACAUCAAGCACAAUGACAAGACCUCUUAGUGAAAAUAUGAGUCCGACUAUUGGUAUACCGUCUCAGCAAAGGCCAGGCAUGGGCCACAAACAUAGAGGAAGUGCGGAUAGCAUAUCAUACACGAAAGAAGAAGACAGCGGAGAAACAAGGUGGAUUAUGGAACGACGCCGCACCGCAGAGUCGGGAGAAAUAGAAGUUCUCGGGCGACAAGUUGUGGAUAGAGGCAGAAUUUAGCAGCUUUUAGAAUAACUAGCUCGUGCUACGACAAACGGUUUCUUACGACUUGGGGGCGCGGGUGCAUUAGGACUGGUGUAUAUUUCCAAGUGGGUGAGGUAUCAAACAUAUCUUGUCGCUCUUAUAUCACACUUCCUUUACGGCGCAACAUUGGAGAAAUGAAGGUUUGGAGUAAUAUAUAUAUUUAGGUACCUCUUUCGUAUAAGGGUUCGCUGGAGUACAAAAGCAUGGGUUCAUUUUGGCUCGGUUGGGGUUGGAUGGAGGCUGUAUCAAGCAUGGAAAGGGUUUGAUUUUGUAUAUGUACCUAAGGUACAAUAAUGCGCUUUUGGCUUGAGGGUUGAACUAAGCUGACUAGUAGCCCUCUACAUAAUCAUCUG
Molecule: messenger RNA, 4374 nt
Organism: Daldinia caldariorum
Lineage: Eukaryota; Fungi; Ascomycota; Sordariomycetes; Xylariales; Hypoxylaceae
Exons: 1
Coding region: 599-3997 (1132 amino acids)
Source: RefSeq, a predicted model, not a curated record